AUGAGUGACAGCCGGGCGCCGGGCACCGACGACGUGCCCCCUGAGUUGCUCAAACAGAAGCUCUCAGAAUCUGAUGCAUCUGGCUCACCAGCAAUGUCAGAUGAGCCCGCUAGAGAACUGGCCAAGCGCUCGCUGGAGGUCUUGCAACGCAUGGAUGCUGAAGCGGCCAUUCCAGAAAUUUGGAACACGGCCGAGGUCGUGCCCAUCCCCAACGGAUAUCCGCUAACGGAUAUGAAUAACUAUCGACUUGUUUACUUGAUCCCGUCGAUGAUAAAGCGAAUGUGCAGCAUUGUUGCGAAUCGCAUUCAUCGAGCUCUCGCUGAAAGCACAUUCUUCGUUCCGGAGCAGGCCGAUUUUCGGAGCCGUCAGGAGUGCAUGAGCCACGUACUGAUGGUAGUCGACGCAAUGCAACGCCGCUUCAUUCGGGAACAACAACCAACUUACGCAUGCUUUAUCGAUUUCGGAGCGACUUUCGUCACGAUUCCGCACGAGGCGUUAUUUCUGAAAAUGUAUCUAGCUGGUAUCCGCGAUCGGAACCUCGCUUUCUUCCGCGCACUCUACCUAGACUCAUGGUUUUGUGUGCGCCUGGGCGACGGCGCGAGAACCCCAAAGAUACGGAUGAAACGCGGUAUGCGCGAGGGUGAUCCUUCAUCACCGCUUCUAUUCAAAAUUUUUAUCAACGAUAUCUUAGAUCGGUGCCGAGAGUACGGUGUAGAGUUUGAUUGCGCAAGCGCUGACAAGCCAGAGAAGGAGGGUCCUCACGGGCGCCGCCUUGCGGGGCUCAUAUUUGUCGACAAAGUUCUGCUGCUGGCGCCGAACCCGGAGGCGCUCGCUGCAAGUAUGCGCGAGGUCAGUUCCUGGGCCGACCGCUCGGAGUUGACCAUCGGUGCAUCCAACUGCGGGGUCAUGGUCAUACACGGAGACUCGAAGAGCACCCGCGACCGCCCAUGGCGUCUGCAGGAUAAGGACGUUCCGAUCGUGGACAAGUACCGUUUGCUGCGGAUGCACAUCACGCCUACGCUCGACGUGCGAGCGCAACUUCGAGGGAUAAUCGCUGAGAUGAAAAGCGCAGAGCACUAG
Messenger RNA from Cyanidioschyzon merolae strain 10D, 1080 nucleotides. Its product is annotated as reverse transcriptase. The transcript has a single exon. Bases 1 to 1080 code for a protein of 359 amino acids. The record is from RefSeq and is a predicted model, not a curated record. Lineage: Eukaryota; Rhodophyta; Bangiophyceae; Cyanidiales; Cyanidiaceae.